Sorghum bicolor (sorghum) is the source of this 1552-nucleotide messenger RNA. RefSeq names its product dehydration-responsive element-binding protein 2B-like. Gene Ontology annotation, cellular component: nucleus. Gene Ontology annotation, biological process: response to stress; positive regulation of DNA-templated transcription. The coding region runs from base 145 to 1293 and encodes 382 amino acids. The transcript is spliced from 4 exons. NCBI's taxonomy places the organism in Eukaryota, Viridiplantae, Streptophyta, Magnoliopsida, Poales, Poaceae. The record is from RefSeq and is a predicted model, not a curated record. Gene Ontology annotation, molecular function: transcription cis-regulatory region binding; DNA-binding transcription factor activity.
UCUGGUUUCUCUUCUCUCACCCCCCUCGCGACUUUUCUUCUCGACGAGAUCUCGCGAUUCCUAACGACUCGAACAAGCGCACUACACACACCAGCCAGCGAGAUAGCGAACCCUAGGAACGCAGUGGCCAUCUUUGGAGCGCCCAUGACGCUGGAUCAGAACCAGGCCACGCCGAUGCAGCCCCCGGCCCUGCAGCCCGGAAGAACAUAUGGAGCAGAGGGCAAUACUGUGGUGCAUGGUUCCAUCAGAACAAUAGCAGGAGGCCGUGCUCUUGCCUCGAAUGAGUACCAGAUUUUGGUACAGCAGAAACCCCAGGGAGAUGCGCCACUGCUGGCCUUGGGCAGGAAGAAGCGACCUCGCAGGUCACGCGAUGGGCCUACGUCAGUGGCAGCUGUCAUCCAGCAGUGGGCUGAGCACAACAAGCAGUUGGAGUAUGCUCCUGAGGGGUCAAAACGACCAAGAAAAGCACCUGCAAAGGGUUCGAAGAAGGGCUGUAUGAGGGGAAAAGGAGGGCCUGACAAUACACAGUGUGGGUAUCGUGGAGUGAGGCAGCGUACUUGGGGGAAGUGGGUUGCUGAAAUAAGAGAGCCAAAUCGCGUCAACAGACUCUGGCUGGGUACCUUCCCAACUGCGGAGGAUGCAGCUAGGGCCUAUGAUGAGGCAGCCAGAGCAAUGUAUGGAGACCUGGCACGUACUAACUUCCCCAGACCGCAUGCAGCAACCUAUGCCCAGGCUGCUCUAGUAUCGACCUCUUCCCAGGCUGCUCCAAUGGCUGUUGGAGCUCUUUGGCCUGGUACAUCAUGCGAGUCGACAACAACAUCAAACCACUCUGAUAUCGCAUCCACCUCACACAAGCCUGAAGCCUCCGACAGUUCGAGCUCCCUAAAGGCAGAAUGGCCAGAAGCUUUGGAGGCUGGAUCAAGCUGUAUCCAAGCUGGCACACCCAGUGUAGCUGACAAGGUCUUUGGGACGCUGGAACCCAUCACAAAACUUCCAGAUGGUGGUGUCACAAAUCUUCCAGAUGGUGGUGUCAUAAAUCUUCCAGAUGGUGGUGAUGAUUGUUUUGAUAUUGGUGAGAUGCUGAGUAUGAUGGAAGCUGAUCCACAUAAUGAAGGUGGAGCUGACGUUGGCAUGGGGCAGCCCUGGUGUCUUGAUGGGCUGGAUUCGAGUGUCCUGGAGAGCAUGCUCCAGUCAGAGCCAGAGCCAUUCCUGAUGUCCGAAGAACAGGAGAUGUUUCUUGCUGGCUUCGAAAGCCCAUCAAGUUUCUUCGAGGAUCUGGAGCGGCUAAAAUGAUUUUUUGAUGUUUGGCCGUUGAUCCUCAUUUCACUUCAUGGCUGAGCUUGUGAAGAAGUGGAAGGCAAACACUGCCAGAACUGAUAAGAGGCUUGCUCUAGCUAUUCUAGGCUUUAUUCCUCUGUAAUAGUUCUCUUAGGCAUGAAAACUCGGUUUGCUUCACAAUUUGAGAGAACCACAUGUUAUGUAAGACCAGAAGUGUUGAUGCCACUUUGUGGAAGGACAAUAAAGAAAAAGGGCAUUUGCUUUUCGUUUUUUA